Molecule: messenger RNA, 195 nt
Organism: Colletotrichum costaricense
Lineage: Eukaryota; Fungi; Ascomycota; Sordariomycetes; Glomerellales; Glomerellaceae
Exons: 1
Coding region: 1-195 (64 amino acids)
Source: RefSeq, a predicted model, not a curated record
AUGUCAGAUUGCAUGAUAGCGUGCGUUCUGCCCGCCGCUCAUCUUUUUCGGUCUUGCAUUGUCUCCGGCAGGUCCAUCACCAACGAGAGAUGUCCACUGAGGACUCGACAGGGGUACAUGAGGCAAGAGAAAAAGAUUCGCAGACACACACACACUCUCUCUCUCUCUCACACAUCAGACAGCCGCAGCGGGUAA